Messenger RNA from Macrobrachium nipponense, 7784 nucleotides. Its product is annotated as gastrula zinc finger protein xLCGF3.1-like. Gene Ontology annotation, cellular component: nucleus. The coding region runs from base 1046 to 1966 and encodes 306 amino acids. NCBI's taxonomy places the organism in Eukaryota, Metazoa, Arthropoda, Malacostraca, Decapoda, Palaemonidae. Gene Ontology annotation, biological process: regulation of transcription by RNA polymerase II. The record is from RefSeq and is a predicted model, not a curated record. Gene Ontology annotation, molecular function: DNA-binding transcription factor activity; RNA polymerase II cis-regulatory region sequence-specific DNA binding. The transcript is spliced from 3 exons.
GUUUAUUAGUAAAUUAUAUGAAUUUUUAAUCACAUUCCAGCCGAUUGCUUACAAUUGUCCACCAGAUUACUUAUUGAAAUGAAUGAAAACAACUAGAACCACAAACAUAAACACUGUCAAAUAGAAGACGCUCAAAAUGACAACAAAGAGACGCCAUUGGCUGUCUAACCUUUCUUAGUAGCGUAACUUCUCUUCAAACGUCCUUUUAUCUUCUAUAAUAAUUGCAGUCUUCAUAAUCGAGACAAUCCUUAAUUAAUCGUAAUAAUUGAUAAAUUUCAAAGAUAACUGAUAAUUACUGUAAUAACGUGGGCCUAAAAGGACCGUGAGAGUUGGGAAUGAAAAGUGCACGUGAUGCCUUGGGCUUAGAGCACUCAAUCAAUCAGUCUAUCAUUUAGUAUGUGAUGGACGAUCUUUACUUCAGUAACUAGUGAUGCACAGCCACUGUCAUUGGCCCGGGAACACAUCAGGGGUCAUCGAAGAUUGGAGCUGAAGCAACCCAUGCCUAAUUGAUGAACUUGAGGUGUACGGCAUAGAUUCUUACUUGUGUGACAGAAUCUAGCAAGAUCCUGCCGUAUAAAUCUGCAAAGACUCCAAAUGUUGAAAUGGGUAAUAUUUAAUGCAACAAAAUUAAUGUCAAGAUAAUAUUGUCUUUGACAAAUGGAGGUUGCAUUUGACAUUACUGAACAUUACCCAGUUUGAAAAUGCCUUCAGUCUUUUGAUUCAUCAUGGAAGAUUGAUUCAAGAGGUGAGCGUUAUGAUUUUAAUUGCAGAGAUUUGUAAAAGCUGAUGCCAGGGAAAGUGAGGGUAACAGGUCUCUGUUUUUGACAAACCCAUGGAAGACUGAUGUUUAUAUAGACUUUCUAACUUAAUUUCGUUAUAAUGAUUUUAUGUUAAUGGUUUUACUUUACCUAAUGUUGGUUACGAGAAGAUGGUUUAAUCGUGGAAACUUGCGAAAGCUAAUGACAGAGAGUGCAUGUAACAGGUCUUUUUAAGCAAUCCGGAGAAGGACUUCCAGCACAUUAUUUUGGGCACCCCAUCCUUGAAGAUGGAAUCUGGAGGUCAUUUACUGUUGUCCUCAAUCAAACAGGAAAAUGAGACCAUGGAAGAAGACCUGCCUGUGGUCAGUGCCACUGACAGCUCUUCUUCAUUCAUGGAAUCCUGCAUUGAAAUCAAGGCAGAGCCGGACGCUCAGCCGGAAUUCAUAGGUCCUGAUAAGAUCGAUGUGAAGUAUCCAUGCAAGACCUCAGUCAAGCUUGAGAGAGAUCCGCUGAGCUUUGACGAAGAGUACGUUAAGGAGAUUAAGGAAGAUGUUGACGUACAGGUGAGUGAGACUCCAAAGGACAUCCACGAAAUAUCCUUUGUCUCGUGCGGGGAACUGUUGGAACCGGAACGGCCUUCAGAAAGCUGCGGAAAUGGGGCCAGAAGUAGAGAUCUGGCGCUUGCCGGGAAGAAGGUGUUUACCUGCUCUGAGUGCCAGAGGCCAUUCACUCACUUAAGCCACUUAAAGGAACACAUGAGGAACCACACAGGUGAGAAGCCCUUCCUGUGCACUGAAUGCCCCAGCAGGUUCUCAAGGUCGAGCACCCUCAAGAUCCACUUGAGAACCCAUACUGGGGAGAAGCCCUACACUUGCGCGGAGUGCCAGAGUCGUUUCUUGACAUCGAGCCACCUCAGGAGGCACAUGAGGAUCCACACAAGGGAGAAUGCACCCAGGGCCCCUGUGAAGAAGAAGGCACCCAGGGCCCCUGUGAAGAAGUCCUAUGCCUGCACGGUGUGCGAGAGUCGCUUCCCCUUUCCCUACCGCCUGAAGCUCCACAUGAGAAUGCACACAGGGAGAAACCUUUCACCUGCGCGGAGUGUAAGAGCUGCUUCACCAGCUCCAGCUCCUUGUUCAAACACAUGCGCACUAAACACGGGGGAGAAACCCUUCACCUGCGUUGAGUGCCAGACCAGCUUCACAACCUGACAGUCCACACGAAGCUCAUGGGUGAGAAGCCCUUCGCUUGCUCUGAGUGCCCCGGCAGCUUCUCCCGCUUCUUUGAGCUGAAGAGCCAGAUGGGUGAGAGGACCCUUGCCAGCACUAUGUGUCCCAGCACCUUCUCGCAGUCCAGCCACCUCAAGGCCCAUGUCAGUCAGGAGCCACACAGGGGAGAACCCCUUACCUGCAAUGUUUGCCAGACCAGCUUCUCCCAGUUGGGGAUUCUCCAGAGGCACGUGAAGACCCCCACAACGGAGAAGCCCUACACCUGCGCCGAGUGUAACCGCAGCUUCUCGUUGUCGCACAUUCUGAGGAGACACGUGAAGAUCCACCAGUGAGAGGACACUACCUUGAGGAAUCCCCUGGGAGAACUCCCUCAGGGUAGCAGAGAAAAAGCAUCUUCUCCUUACAGAAUGGAACAUGCAGAGUCCAGGUAAAAGGCCAAGUGCUGUGACCUAUGAUGAAGUCGUCUUACAAGAUCAUCCACCGCUGACAGGAUGAUCUUGUAAUCAAGAGGAAUAGGUAAUUUUGAAAGGCGUAAAAGGAGAAAACCCCCUCUCAAUUUUAACAUGAACAAGAAAAGUGGGAGAGUUUAAUUAAUCACUUAAUAAACAAAAAGUUGGAGGGUCCACUUAAUUAAUUACUUAAUGAAGAUUUGGGACAUGUAGAGCCACUGAAUUGAGGGGCAUCAAAAAAGUAGUUAAUUACUUAAUUAAUGGUUUGAUAAGCAGUCAAAUUUGGGGCGGAAUACUUGUGAUCAAUUUUGUUAACAAGUGACUUAAAUUUAAAUAAAUUUAUUUUUUAAAGAUUUUUAUCAAUUUGUAAUGUUGUCCAUGUUAUUAUUCUGUAAUGAUUUAAUGUAAUUUGUAAUUCUAAGCUUAAUUCAAAUGUAAUUUUGUAUUCACUUAUAAAAUUGUAAGUGAAAAUGUUAAUUCUUUUCAUUAUCUGUCUGCUUUCCCCAGUAAGUGUAAUUUUUCCUCACUUCUUAAUGAGACCCUGCUUAGAAGCAGUUCAUGGCUCCAUAGAUCCUGCUUUAUAAGCUUUCCCUUACUUGUAACGACCUUGUCUGAAAGUUAAACUAAAUCCCACCAGGAGACAAAAAGUUUUUAUUUGGGUAAGAACAAAUAAAAAACUUUUAUUCCUGUAUCAGCCCCAUACAACUUACUGCAUCCCUGUAAAUAAAAUCAUUGACCUAAUUAUCAACCCUACCUACAGAGACCCCUCCACGUCCCAGACAAAUAUUCCUGAAGGGUCCUCAGGGUCCCAAUAGGCCCUUCUUGAAACAUGCACAAAGAUGGCCCCUUUUUAUACUCAUGAGGGCCACAUGAACAGGCAAAAAGAUGAAGAGACGGACAGCGACACAGUCAAUCAUUCAGAGGGGCGAUUGUAAGCUGUCUUUUGGAACUGCCGAUGUGACGCUUAGGGAUGAAUAGAAUAGAAUAGAAUAACAAAGCAGAAAUAGAAGGUGAGGAAGCAUUUGGACUUCACCCUUCAACCUUCCUACUUAGAACCAGUGAGACAUUAUCAGGAAUAAAGUGGGGAGUAUGUCUCCCCCAAGAAGUUUCCUGGAAAUUUUCAAGUGCUUCUUUAUUUUUAAAAUUGACGAUGAAUGAUUUCCAUGAUGAUAUUUUCAGUUUCAUGGACCUCAUAGCAGGACUAGCUUCCUGCCUUUUAUGCCUUCACUCUUGCUCAGAUAUCUUCAACUUGUAUGUUUGUCACAACAAUCUCCUGUGAAAUGCACUAUAUCACAUUCUUUGGGUUUUUUAUCCCAUCAACUUCUGAAUACAGCUCCUUGACACAUCACUGAUUGUGGUACAUCUCGAUGGUUAUGGCAUCCAUAAGCAUAACUACAUUAGUUUCCGCCCAGUUGGUUCAUAACUGCUGCAAUGUAUUUUGAUUUGUUUGCUUUCCUCAUACUCUGACAGUGCCAUAAUCAUUUGGUUCGAAGAGCGAGGUUGGCUACUCUGUCUAUUCAUAGCAGUGCAUUGGCGUCGACACUAUGCAAGAAGUGCAAGUUCUAAACAAUAUUGUUCUGUUUUUUAUACAAUUUUGCUGAUGUAUCAGAUUUUCCAGAUUUAUUACUUUUUAUGACAAAGGUUUUAAGUUUUUUGAUGGUAUAUUUGUGCUCUGAAAUAUUUCUCUGGUUGCAAAAUUCAGCAGAUCAGAUGUGGAGAUGAAUGGAUUUUUUAGGUUAUGAGUAAUCAGCUGUUUCAUAAAAUUAACAGCUUUUCAAUCUUUUUGUGCCUGAAUAGAUCCAGAUAGUUUUCAGCAACUGUAUCUUUUGUCUUAUGUACCGUAGAUAGCCUUUAAAGAAUUGUAUCUGCCUGUUUGUUAUAUGUCUUUUAAAGGGCCAUAUCAGUCCAUACGUUAUUAACAUAACUUUUGUCUUCAUGAAUUGUAAAGUGACCCUGGCAGAAUUCUGCGGUAAGCUCUUCUGGUAAGGUUCUCAUUGCAUGCAAAUAGUGAGGAAUACAUACUACUAUUUUGCAUGGCUAGUACAAACCAUAUAUGGCAACCUUUUUCCUACUUCAUCAAGAUGCUCUUGCCAUUUACAGGUUAUUUUGCAGCUUCAGUAUUUCUCUUGAAAUCAGAACAUUUCAAUAUGCCUUAACCAAAGCAAUGCUGUACGAUGCCCUUCUACUGAUUCAUCAAAUCUCUGAAGGUCUUUUCUUAUUCUAUGGGCACUUGGUAGCAUAUUUGCAUAUGCAUCUCUGAUGUAUUGUUUGUCUCGUUUCCCAAUAGCUUCAGCAAUCUUCUGGAUGCAGUUCGUAUAUGAAGUAACUGCAUCCAGCUCUUCAAGUAACUGCAUCCAGCUCUUCCUCAUUGUAACAGACACCAUUCAUCAAAGGGUUCCCAAUGUAGCUCCAACAUGGCUGAUAGCAACAAGGUAUGCCAUCUGGCCAUUCCAUAGCAACCAUUCCCUGCUAUAAAUUUAUUGGCAGUUCCAAGUUUACAGAUACCAGCUUCAAACAAAAUUCCUUCGAUUCAUGAUGAUUUGAAGAGAGUUCCUUUAACCCCCAGAUAGUUAUUUGUAAUAUGAAAACCACCCAUUCGUAGGAUCAGGUAUUGGUACCUUUGUCCCUUCUUUUACUUCACACCGGGGCAUAUUUCAUGUAUUGCUUGAUCACGGGUAAUGAUACAAUAUUGAUGAUCUAGUUUAAUGCCAGCUACCAUACAGUAAUCCAAUGAUGUCUCAACUAUAUCUGGUUUUGAUGGUAAUUGUGGAAUGAAAGGACCAUGGCCUAUGACUGUUUUUGGGUUUUGCACCUCAGCAAACAUCUCAUGGAAAUUAUUCCAUGUGAUCAGAUGUGAUGGUUCAUUCUUGAUAGCUGCAAUAAGUUGUGUUAAUUGCAAAAUAACAGUACCAGAAUCCAUUUUGCAUCAUUAAACCUAUUAAACCUGAAAAAUAUCGAAACAAGUUAGAUAUUUUAUGAUUCAUGACUGCAGGAGCACACUGCGUAACACCAGCAUUCAUUGUUGAAGAAUAAGUGGAAUGGAUUAUCUCAUCAUACAGAGGGUUUUAGGAGAGUGCAUAUGAGAAUACCUUUGUCAGAUAAAGACUUUGUCAUUAUUGAAAUAGUUUUGAAUAACUUUAUUAUAACUUUUUCCAACCAUUUAAGUGUCCUUGACUUUAACUGUUGCAGUGAGGUCACUAUUUGUUAUAUAGGCCUAAGUGCCCAUUGUAGAGACGUUCAGAAUUUAGUGAUAGGUUAAAGUAAUCAUUGUUAACUUCUGGUUUAUAAUUAGAAUUAAGUUAACAAAGUCCAAGUAUAUUAAGAGAGAGAGAGAGAGAGAGAGAGAGAGAGAGAGAGAGAGAGAGAGAGAGAGAGAGAGAGAGAGAGAGAGAGAGAGAGAGAGAGAGAGAGAGAGAAAAUUAAUUUUUCCAGUAUAUUGAAUGAAUAUGGAUUCUGUAAAUACCAAAUGUAAUACGUAUCAGGUGUUUCAUCAGAUUUGAAAUUCUCAAUUGUCAUGAAAUUUAGACAAUUUAUUUUUGUAGGAAUAAUUCCUUUUGUAGUUUAUUUGCUUAAUUGCUGACAGAAAUGUUGAAUUUUGGCAGAAUAUUCCUAAAUAUCUUUUGUAGAAAGUUUGAACGUUUUUCCUUUUUAUUUGGUGUACAUUCUGUAAACUUUAUAAGUUGAGGACGUCCCACAUCUGAGGGCAAUUCCCUACCAUUUCCAUUUUUAGUUUAAACAAAACUAAGAAGAAACCAAAUGAAACUAAACUUGACAUUUGUUGUUCAAUCUUUCUUCUACAAAACCCAGAGUUUCUUAUAAAUGUAUUUAUUUUUCCAUUGUAAAAACCUCUUGAGUAAUGUCUGUCUUCCCAUAGCAGAGAAAAGUUAGACUAAAAAUUAGUCUUACUCUCAGCUUAGCAGCCCACAUGACCUGACCCUUAUAUAAAGGAGCAGGUCAACACUUUGAAGCCAUUAUACACAUCCUGCGUCAAUGUCUGGACUUGGAAAUCAAUUAAUAAAGGAUAUACCUUCAGAAUAUUCACUGCUUUUAGUUACUCUAAAAUGGAUUCUUCAGAUAGGCCUAAUUCUGGACGAAUACUUCACCUUUGUUACUUCCAAACUUGCUUCGUUAUUCUCUUACCAGUCUCAUUGUUAUGGUAAUUUAGCUGAGAAAUCCUUAAAAAUCUGUUUAAAAAUCCGUGUAAAGUUGAGGUCAGGUUAAGCCAAGAAUGUGGAAUGAAUUAAUUGGGGGACAUACUAAAAAUGUCCAAGUGUAGAAUAACACUAAGGGGUAUUUGUCACUCACCAGUUUUUGUUGUUAAAUCAGGAGAAAAGGGAGAUCUUGGCGACAUUAUACAAGUAUCAGCUGUCAUGUUCUAUUUUUCAGUUAAAGUCAUUAUGUAAAUCUGUUCUCCAGAUAAGUUAACUAUUCCACAGGUAGGCCUAAGUGCCCAGGUUAGAGAGAUUCAGAAUGUUAAGAUAGGCUCAAGUAAUCAUUGUUGAAACCUUUGGUGUUUCUGCAGAGUUAAACUUGACAACUGUUAAAGCUACAAGUCAGAGGAGUGGAGAUUAAAUUGCAGGAAGUUUGGAGACUUCACUUUCCCUUAGUUUAGAGAUGUGGAACUCAAACAAGCUUCUGAGUUAGACUUCUUUCCUUUGACUUGUGUUUAUGUUGAACCAUUAACAUCAGACUUUGUUAUAUUAUGAGGAUAAUUUCCUUAAUGGAAAGAUUUCAGAUUGCUGUUUGCCACAUUAUAUAGGUAAAUGCCACAAUUAUAUUACAGUAUCUUUUGCAGUGUUAUGUAUGAAACUUCAGUAACUGUGCAAUGUUUACAAUGUAUUAUUAUCCAUUUGAAAGGGCAAACAAUAAAAAAACAAAAACAAGGGCACACUUUUAUUUAACAACAAAUAAAAUGUUAAAGUCAGAUGAUAGGUAAUAAAAUGUUAGUAGUACCUGACUAUAUCGUUUGGAACUACCCAGUCUUUCGUGAAAAGAAAUACUCUGCUCCAGGACUGGAAGUUCCAUUCAUAAGAAUGUACAGUAGUGAAGCUCAUUUUGGUUGACAUAUGAUGUAGAUCUUGAUAACACAAGCAAAAUGGUUAUAGCCUUAUAUUCUGGAGUAAGGGAAGCUGUCUUUAUGGAGAAUCUGUUUUGUUAUUUACUCCUGAAUGGUUUUAUUUAACUGACUGACAUUUGUUACAGUAUAUGUUUAUAUUCUUAUAAAAAUGUAUAACGUCAUAGCUUUAAUUGAAGAAAUGCUAUUUGUAUAUUCUUUUAGUUUUACUAAAAUGCAUGUUCUUAUAUUUGUACUAAAAUCUACAGUCUUAUAGUUUCAUUAAAAUGACACAGAA